ACCAAUGAGUAUAUACCACUACGUAUUAGUUCAGUCAGUCGAUGAAUGGAGGAUAUAAAAUACUCUUGUGCUAAUUGUGACCACAAUUUUUUAAAAUUUGUGUCGACUCCAUCAUCUCGUUUGUUUUUGUGGUGUGUAAUUAAGGCAUGACGACUUUAUACAUUUAAAUUUAUAGUUGUGAAGUUUGACUUGACAAUGGUUGGCGUCGGUGAAAUGUUUUUGCGAAGGUUUCUAUCAACCUUCUUCGGAUAUCUGCUUCUUAUACACAUAGCGGAAUACAUUCCAACCGCGUCUGCAGAAGGCCAUUGCAUCUGGUAUGGCGUAUGUAAAAACGCGACUGAAAAAACGCUAAAUUGCUACUACGAUGGUCCUGCGAAGCCCCUCGAUGAAACAGCACUGCCGAUCAUCAACAAGUAUUGCCCAGAUCUCGCAGCCGGGGGCCUUACUUGCUGCGACAGAGAGCAAUUGCAGAACCUAAACGAUAACAUAAUAAAAGCAGAGAAUAUUCUCUCAAGAUGUCCGUCUUGCCUGGACAACUUCUACAAGCACAUUUGCGCGAUGACCUGCUCGCCGACGCAAAGCGACUUUUUGAUGCCCAAACUAGAACAAUUCAAUUCUACACACAAAAGGGUAGUGGAGCUCAGUUAUCAUCUAAGCGCGACGUACAUGAACAACACGUACAGUUCAUGCGCGAAUGUCCAAAUGCCAUCUACAAACCAGCUCGCCAUGGACCUCAUGUGCGGCGACUACGGUUCCAGUUUCUGUACUCCACAGCACUGGUUCGAUUAUAUGGGCGACAAGGAUACGCCCGCCGUGCCGUUCCAGAUUAAUUACAUCAGCGGAGAUGAACCGGUCGAUGGGUUCACGCCUUACAAUCCACCAACCAAGCCUUGUAACGUCGGCUUGCCUGGCCAGCCGGGCUGCUCGUGCCUGGACUGCCUGGAGUCGUGCCCCGCGCCGCCGCCCGCGCCGCCCGCGCCGCGCCCCUUCAGCAUCCACGGCGCCGACGGGUACGCCGUCAUCAUGGCCAUCGUCUUCCUCAUCUUCACCACGCUGUUCCUCAGCGGCGUCUACUGCUGCAACCAGCAGGAGAACGUUGUCGACUGGGCGGGCGGCGCGCGGCGUGGCGGGCCCGAGACCAGUCCGCUCCACAGCCAUCGCUCCAGCGUCGCUUCAGAAAACAAUCAGGAAAUGGCUACCAAUCCAACAUCAGUUGGUUGGUCUGCAGAUCAGCCGGAUGGUGCUGAGGACGCCACUUUCUUUGAGAAACUAGGCGCAGAGACUGAGACUAAAUUGGAGGAUUUCUUCCAGUGGUGGGGUUGUUUAAUGGCGUCGAAACCUUGGAUUGUCCUAUUCCUGGGUCUUUGUGUAAUUGUCGCCCUCGGCCACGGUAUAAGGUACAUGCAAGUGACUACCAAUCCGGUUGAACUGUGGGCAGCUCCGAACUCCCGUUCCCGUCUCGAGAAGAAAUACUUCGACUCGCACUUCGAGCCUUUCUACAGGACUGAGAUGUUGAUCAUCAGCUCGAAGGGCCUGCCCGAUAUAGAGUAUAACUCGCCGAACGGUAACGUCAUGUCGUUCGGUCCAGUAUUUAACUCCACUUUCCUUUUGAAGGUCCUCGAUUUACAAAAUAGAAUUAUGGCACUGGGCAACACGAGCCGCAUCGAGGACAUUUGCUUCGCGCCGAUGUCAUCCCCCUUCAGCGGGCCCGUGACGGCCGACAACUGCGCCGUGCAGUCCGUGUGGGGGUGGUGGGAGAACGACCCGGACCAGGUCACCGACUACCUCGAGGACAACCAGUACCUCGAGAAGAUUCUCUCCUGCUCCAAGAACCCGUACAGCUGCCUGUCGGUAUGGGGCGGGCCCGUGCUGCCGGGCGUGGCGCUGGGCGGCUUCCUGUCGCCGGCCGAGCCGCUCUCCAAGACCUCGCGCUUCCACCGCGCCACCGCGCUCAUCCUCACCUUCCUCGUCAACAACCACCACGACAAGGAGAAGCUGAAACCGGCUCUCGAAUGGGAGGAGGAGUAUAUCAAAUUCAUGAAAAAUUACACUGAAAACGAAAUGCCCUCGUAUAUGGACAUCGCUUACAGUUCAGAGAGAUCAAUCGAGGACGAGUUAGACAGAGAGUCGAAAUCAGACAUAUCCACCAUACUCGUGUCCUACUUCAUUAUGUUCGCGUACAUCACGAUAUCUCUGGGGAGAUUCACCACGUGCUCCAGGCUACUGAUCGACAGCAAGAUUACACUUGGUCUCGGAGGUGUGCUGAUCGUGCUGGCGUCCGUGGUGUGUUCCAUGGGCAUCUUCGGAUUCUGCGGCGUGGCGGCGACACUCAUCAUCGUCGAGGUCAUCCCGUUCCUGGUGCUGGCGGUGGGCGUGGACAACAUCUUCAUCCUCGUGCAGACCAGCCAGCGAGAGCCGCGCCGACCCGACGAGACCGUGGCGCAGCACAUCGGCAGGACGCUGGGGCAGGUGGGCCCGUCGAUGUUCCUGACGUCGGUGUCGGAGUCGGUGUGCUUCUUCCUGGGCGCGCUGAGCGACAUGCCGGCCGUGCGCGCCUUCGCGCUGUACGCCGGCGCCGCGCUGCUCGUGGACUUCCUGCUGCAGGUCACGUGCUUCGUGGCGCUGCUGGCGCUGGACACGCGCCGCCAGAACGACAACAGGUUCGACGUGCUGUGCUGCGCGGCGGGCACCAAGGCGGACGGCGCGGCGGCGGGCGAGGGCGCGCUGUUCAACCUGUUCCGCUACGUGUACGUGCCCUUCCUCAUGAAGCGCGAGGUGCGCGCCUCCGUCAUGAUCAUCUUCUUCGCCUGGCUCUGCUCGUCCGUCGCGGUGGCUCCGCACAUAGACAUAGGUCUCGACCAGGAGCUCUCCAUGCCGCACGACAGCUUUCAACUGAAGUACUUCAAACAUUUGAACCAAUACUUAAAUAUUGGCCCGCCGGUGUACUUCGUUGUGAUGGAUGGAUUAGAUUAUUCAGACCGAGACGUUCAGAAUAUGGUCUGCGGAACCAGAUACUGUAGGACUGACAGUAUUGCAAUGCAACUGUAUUCGGCGUACCGUACACCGAACCUAACGUACAUCGCUCAGCCACCGAACUCGUGGCUGGACGACUUCUUCGAUUGGGCCGCAUCGUCAGCCUGCUGCAAGUACUUCCCCUCAAACAGCAGCUUCUGUCCCAACGAUUACUCAACGUCCCCACCGUGCCUCAAGUGCGCCAUCCCGCUGGAGGGUCCGGAGCAGCGGCCCAGCUCCACCGACUUCCAGCACUACGUGCCCUUCUUCCUGCAGGACAACCCCGGGUUCUCCUGCGCCAAGGGCGGCCACGCCGCCUACUCGCACGCCGUCAACUACGUCAACAACCGCACGCACACCCGCAUCGGCGCCACGUACUACCAGGGCUACCACACGGUGCUGAAGACGAGCGCGGACUACUACUCGGCGCUGCGCGCGGCGCGCUCGGUGGCCGCCAACCUCAGCGAGACGCUCAACCGAAACCUGCGCGAGGCCGGCAAGAACUCCACCGUCAACGUCUUCCCCUACUCCGUCUUCUACGUCUUCUACGAGCAGUACCUCACCAUGUGGCCCGACACGCUCAAGUCGAUGGGCAUCUCCGUGCUCUCCAUCUUCAUCGUCACCUUCAUUCUGAUGGGCUUCGACCUCUUCUCCGCUCUGGUGGUCGUCAUCACGAUCACGAUGAUCGUCGUCAACCUCGGCGGUCUCAUGUACUGGUGGGGUAUCAGUCUCAACGCCGUGUCGCUGGUUAAUUUGGUGAUGGCGGUGGGCAUCGCGGUGGAGUUCUGCUCGCACCUGGUGCACUCGUUCAGCGUGUCGGGCGGCGGCGGGCGCGUGGCGCGCGCGUCGCACGCGCUGGCCACCAUGGGCUCGUCCGUGCUGUCCGGCAUCACGCUCACCAAGUUCGGCGGCAUCAUCGUGCUCGGCACCGCCAACAGCCAGAUCUUCCAGGUGUUCUACUUCCGCAUGUACUUGGGCAUCGUGUUGUUCGGCGCGGCUCACGGUCUCAUAUUCCUGCCCGUCAUGCUCAGUUAUAUCGGGUCGCCGGUCAACAAGCAGAAGCUGGCGCGGCAGUUGCUGCGCGGCAAGGAGGCGGUCGCGGAGACGUCGCUCACGCGAGUAAGCGCGCCAACACACCGACACUAUAACUUUGACACGCUACUCGCGUGAACGCUUGCACGCACGAGACUGGACCUUCACGUCCGGGGACUUUGACUAGACUUUGAUUCAGCAAACUUAAAAAAUAUAUCGAUACAAUCGUUAGAUUUUUUUUUUUUUUUAAUCGUCAGUUUUGAGCAGCUGUCGAUUAUUGUAUUAUUGAUUUUAUUGUAUGUUUAAAAAAAAAAGAGAAUUAAGUCAAAUGCCCUGUCGUUUUAAAAACUCCGUUCGAUUCAGAGUCGUAAUCGGCGGAACCGUUUCCGAUUGUCCAUUCAUUUCGCGUCUCGCUCACUUGUUCGAUAUUCAAUCGAAAUCGUCUCUGUUGUGGAUUUACGAUUGAUUAUUGAUAUGAUGGUUAGGAGGUAGCUUGCACGAUUAUCUUUGUACUGCAGAAGUGAUGAGUAAGUUAUAAGAAAUGAGAUUUUAACAUAAGCUUCGCUACUAUCGGUACGUAAUGAUGUUAAAAUUUUGUUUCCUCAAUUUUGAAUGGAACAAUAGUGACGUGCAAAGUUCAAUCUCGUUUCGAUCACUAACUUAUCGAUAUUUUUUAUUUGUAAACAAAACUGGUUGAGUGUCACAGCAACAUUGCAAAUUUAUUUAAACAGCUGUCGAACUUAGUCACUUGUGUUUUUGCGACAUUUAGCAACUUUCGGUUGUAUUUUGAAGUAAUAGGUAUUUAAUGAUGGAAAGUUGAAUUUGUCGCAUUGACCUGUACACGGGAAUUUGGUACUCCCUUUCUUGAUAAUAAUAUUAUUAGCAUUUAUAUGUAAAGGAGAUUUGCAAUCGACUAGAUAAUGUCGUUGAUUUUUAUUGAAAUUAUAUAAAUAGAUGAUGUAAAGUAUACAAUGUGAGAUUUUUGAUUAGAAGAUUCGUGUCGCAUUGCAAUGUUCCUUAAAGGGUUCGGUUCUAACCACUGGUUGGUUGAAGGGACCUGUAGAAUAUUAAUUUUCCUUCAAAUUUGCAUGUUUCGUAUUUCAUGUUUAGAUGUAUAUUGACAUUAGUCAUUCCUAAUAUUUCGAAUUUAAUUAUUUUGAUAAUGUUAUUUAUCGAUACAUCUGCGUGUACGUCUCUACAAUCGCAUUUGAACGUAGUAGCGUCGUGUCCAUGUCCUCGAGUUCGCGAUGUGUACUUAAAUCGAUACACCUAAAGGGACGCGCGGAUUAAUUCGAAUAUUCAUAGUAUAUAUUAUUAUAUUUGUACGUAGAUAAAUCGCGUUUUAUAAUAUACUUCAUAAUAUAUUGCACAAGGCUUUAAUUUCGUUGAUAAUUACGCAAAUAUAAUUUUCAUGAUUAUUAUUUUCUGCGCUUCGACGCUUUAUUUUCUUUUA
This is a messenger RNA of Vanessa atalanta (red admiral), 5497 nucleotides long. RefSeq names its product NPC intracellular cholesterol transporter 1 (gene Npc1a). The coding region runs from base 196 to 4182 and encodes 1328 amino acids. NCBI's taxonomy places the organism in Eukaryota, Metazoa, Arthropoda, Insecta, Lepidoptera, Nymphalidae. Gene Ontology annotation, cellular component: membrane. The transcript is spliced from 23 exons. Gene Ontology annotation, molecular function: lipid carrier activity. The record is from RefSeq and is a predicted model, not a curated record.